Molecule: messenger RNA, 1560 nt
Organism: Closterium sp. Naga37s-1
Lineage: Eukaryota; Viridiplantae; Streptophyta; Zygnematophyceae; Desmidiales; Closteriaceae
Source: the annotation of a GenBank genome assembly
AUGACCGCAAAUCACGCUCGACUCCUCAAACUACACGAUCGUCGCCGGCUCCUCCGUCUUCAUCGGAACUCUCCUUCCGCGAAAACCGGCGCGGAAGGCGGCGCGGUUAGGGCGGGAACAGGGGAUUGGACGAUCGGGGCAAACGCGGGAAACGGAUCGUUGGCGGAAGGGACGGUGACUGAAGUGGGAGGCGGGGCGUUUUACCAGCUAGGAGGCAAUAUGGAGAUGACUAUAGCGGGCCUCUAUUGGGCGGAGGUGCAGCUCGGGCAGCCCGUGCAAAAGUUUAAGGUGCAAAUUGACACGGGCAGCGACGUCAUGUGGGUCACCUGCGCGCCGUGCCUCGCCUGCCCAGUCUCCUCCACAGUGGUCCUUUCCCCCCCUUACGACAUUACCAAGUCGUCAACAGCUCAGGUGGUUGACUGUGGCACCUCCACCUGCUCCGCGCUGCAGCAGACCAGACGAACGCUCGGGCAGGGCUGCUUGGACAUCCUGUAUCCCAACUCGGGCGACCCGCGGUGCUACUACGGCAUCCAGUACGCCGACAACUCCAGCAGCACCGGCUACCUCGUUAGGGAUAGGCUCAGCUUUGCCACUCUCGGGGGUGACCCCGCCUCCAUGGACUACCUGUUCGGCUGCGGCUUCCAGCAGUCAGGCAACCUGGUAUCGGGCAACCACCUAGUGGACGGGGUGAUGGGGCUCAACAUGGGGGCGCUCUCCAUGCUCACUCAGAUGCAGGCGGCACGCAAGACCAACGGCGUCUUUGCGCACUGUUUGGGGGGCGAGGAGCUGGGCGGGGGGAGUCUCAUCUUUGGGACGGUGCUGGAAGAUGGGUUACUCUACACGAGUCUGCUGGAUGAUAGAUCGCACUACUAUGUGCAGCUGAACGGCAUCUCAGUGGGCGGGCAGCGCCUGCCAGGCAUCGACCAGUCGUCCUUCUCCUCACAGCAGGACGUGUUUGGCGGGUCGGGCAGCCUGCAGGGGGGAGGGGUGAUCAUGGACAGCGGCACCACCCUCGCCAUGUUCCCCACUCCCAUCUACAACACGUGGCUUAAUGCAGUUACCGCCCUCAUCACCCUACCCCAAGUGGGUGCCACGUCAGACUUCCUCUGCUAUGACUUUGGCUCCAACAAAUACGAGGAACUUUCCAAUUACUUUCCAACAGUGACCCUGCAUUUUGAAGGGGCUGACAUGACCGUUGAACCCCCCGGCUAUGUUUUCCUGCACUCCAAUGGGGUGGUCAUGGCUGCGUGCAUAGGAUGGCAACCCAUGCUUGGAGGAGAUUUUUCUAGCAUCACUGUCAUUGGAGACAUAGUCCUGCGCAACCACCUUGUGGUCUAUGACACAGACAACAUGAAGCUCGGAUGGGCUCCCUACGACUGUUCCGUGGGCACAAUCACAGCUGAUGGCGGGGAAUACAACGUCACAAUCAUUGUGGGAGCCAAUCUCUCUCCGCCUCCACCCGUCAAGUCCUCUGCCUCCGCCGCUCAGGGUCCCACGUUCAUGCUCUCGGAGCGCGCCCCGCGGGUAGCGCGCCCCGCAGGCAGCGCGCCGCGCGGGUAG